Molecule: messenger RNA, 1989 nt
Organism: Paramecium tetraurelia
Lineage: Eukaryota; Ciliophora; Oligohymenophorea; Peniculida; Parameciidae
Exons: 4
Biological process (GO): potassium ion transport; transmembrane transport
Cellular component (GO): membrane
Molecular function (GO): voltage-gated potassium channel activity
Source: RefSeq, a predicted model, not a curated record
AUGAAUCGCAGCAGUCAUGUGAAAAGUGGAUAGACUGCAUUUAAAGUGUUGAAUUUCUUCUUGAGAUCAAAGAAACCAAGCUAAGUUGUGCCUGAAAGAAGACAUUUCGAACAUGAUGAGAUUAAAAAAAUAUUUAGAAGAUGUCUUAUAAGAUUACGAACAAUAUACAUUUUGAAUUAAGUGACUAAAGAAAUAGUCACUUAUGGGACGUCUUCUAAUCUCUAUGACAUUUCAACCAGGGACAGACCUGCUUUACAAAAAUAUCUGUUUCCAUUAUCGAAGUCAUAGGAUCAAGAUGAUGAUCAACUUGAGUUUCCAAUAAUACAUCCAAAUUCAAUCUUCAGGUAAAUUUGGAAUGGAAUCUUUUUAUUGAUGAUGAUUUAUAAGUUGCUUAUUGAAUUAAUUUUAGUUUCAUUUUAUCUUGACAAUGAAGUUUAAGCUUGGUAUAUCGCAGACAUUGUAACAGAUGUAUUGUUUUGGCUUGAUUUGAUAAUCAGCUUUUUAUCAGGCUAUUACGAUGAAGAGGGGAAACUGGUGAAGAAGAGAAAGAUUAUAUUCAUGAACUAUUUGAAAGGAUGGUUCACAGUUGAUUUAAUAUCAUGUCUCCCUUUAAACUACGUAUUGGAUGGAGUGCAAUCUGAAAAUGGAAAUAUGAAAUCACAGAACAUCAAGCUGUUUAAAUUGCUAAAACUACCACGCAUGUAUAGAUUGUUUAAAAUAAUUCGAUUUAUUGAUAUGAUGAAAUAUCUAGGAAUUUCAGAGAUCAUGGAAUUCUUUUAAUUUAAUUAUGGAUUCUCCAGAUUAUUGUCACUUCUAAUUUCUGUCUGUUUAGUAAUUCAUUUAUCAGGAUGUCUAUGGUUUUAUGUUGCAGCAUUCAAUGAUUUUGAUUCAUACACAUGGGUAUCUAGAAAUGACUUAACAUCAUCAGCUAUCCAAACUAAAUAUAUAGCAAGUAUAUACUAUGCAUUUACUACUUUAACAACAGUUGGAUAUGGAGAUAUCCAUUCAUUCUCCUCGGCUGAGAUGAUCAUUACAAUCUUCUUAAUGGUAGUUGGAGUUGGAUUUUAUUCUAUGAUUAUUGGUUUGCUUUCUAGCAUCCUUUCACAGAUAGAUUACAAAGGCCAUAAACUUCAAUAGCAACAAGCAAUUCUAAACGAGUUUUGUAUUGAAAAGAAAAUAUCAUUGAAUUUAAGAGAAAAAUUGAAGGAAACUCUUUAAUAUAGCUUUGAUAAGAAUUGUUUCACGUGGGCAGAUAAUAAAUACAUCUUUAAGGAUCUUCCUAUUAAUCUUAGAUAUGAUAUUAUUAUGAACAUCCAUAAUGGAGUAUUUGGAAACAUGCAACUAUUUUAAUUGGUGGAUGACAAAUAAUUCUUAGUGAAGGUGGUUCCUUUGUUGAAACCUAUUUUAUUUUUAGAAUCUGAAAUUAUAUGGGAACAAAAUAGUAAUCCUGAUGCGAUUUACUUUAUUGCUGAGGGUAGAAUGAAUUUCAAGGCUGACUUCAUUGUUAUCAAAUAAACUAAUCAAAAAAAAUAGUUUGCUUUUAAAAGUAUGAUUGGAGGAUCAUACUUUGGAGAAAUAGAAAUAUAUCUACAUACUAAGAGAGAAACAGUAGCCUAAUGUGAAUCACAAUGUGAAAUGUACUAUCUGACUAUAACAUCAUUUGAAAACGAGAUCUACGAUGAUUUCCCUCAUAUCAUGAAUAAAAUGAGGAAGAUUGCUUUAGAAAGAAGACAAAAGAAUCUCGAGACAAUACAACAAUUAUAAUAAUUUAUUGAUGAUGCGACCAAGAAAUAAUUAAAAAGAACAUAACCAAGGAAAAAUACUGUUCUAUUAAGAGAAUAUAUUAAGCAAAGCAGUCAAAAGACUUUAGAGGAUAUGAAGCCAAUUGAUUAUCAACAGGAGACUGAGAAUCCUUAAAUAUCUACUAAUAGAUUGAAACUUCAAGAUCUAUUCCUAAUCACCUAAGAGAUAGAACAAUUACUAGAAUGA